UUUUCUCUCCCAGCCUGUUCUUUGUCAGGACCAGCCAACCACUCACUCACUCACUGGAGGAAAAACUAGGCUACUGGUGCUUCUGGAGUGGCAUCUGAUCCUGCCUUCAUAAUAACCAAAGCCCUUCUGUAAAGUACCGGAGGAAAUGUCAUACCCGGCCGAGGAACUCACCAACAAGCCCUUCGCGGCCCAGUUGUCCAAUGUUUACCUCAGUAUCUUGGCACUGUUCUGCUUCAAGCUCUUUAUCAAGAUAUCCCUCAACUUGCUGACAUACUUCUACAUUGUCCGUGGGAACCGUAAAGAGGCUGCCAGGAUAUCAGCAGAGUUCUACGACUACGGCCAGCAGCACAGAUCCUGGGCGGACCGCUCCCCCCUCCACGACGCUGCGGGUCAGGGCCGCCUCCUGGCCCUGAGAAACCUCAUUUUACAGGGUCACAAUGUGAAUGUUAUGACCAUAGACCAUGUGACUCCCCUCCAUGAAGCAUGUCUUGGAGACCAUGUUGCCUGUGCCAGAGCUCUCAUUGAUGCAGGAGCCAAUGUCAAUGCAUCUACUAUUGACGGGGUCACUCCUCUGUUCAACGCCUGCACAGUGGGCAGUGUGCCAUGCACAGAGGUCCUUUUGGAAAACGGAGCAAAACCCCAGACCCCCACGUUCCAUCCUUCACCCAUCCACGAAGCUACCAGCAAAGGUCAUAGCGGUUGUGUGGAGGCACUGGUGACCUGGGGGGCAGAUGUGGACAUGGACAUUCCUCACCUGGGCACGGCCCUCUAUACAGCCUGCGUCUGCCAAGAGCUCGAGUGCGCCAGAAAACUCCUGAGGGAAGGUGCAAAUGUCCAGAAAGGCAAAUCCCUGGAGUCUCCCUUACAUGCAGCUGCAGAGAAAGACUGCACGGCGGUGGUGAAGCUGCUGCUGGACUUUGGUGCAGACAUUAACGCCAGGAACAUGGAGUUCCAGAGGCCAGUAGAGGUGGCUCCAGCCAGCAGUAUAACAGAGGGCUUCCUACUGCUCUAUGAAGCUACACCUCGACUGCUGAGCCAGCUGUGUCGUCAGUGCAUCAGGAACUGUGUGGGCCGAGACAGACUGCACCUCCUCUCCCACCUUCCUCUGCCCAGCCUGCUCAGGAACUACCUGCAGUACAGAUGACAAGCACAGCAACUAAACUGUUUGCCUAGCUGAGAUUUCCAGAAAAAAAAAAAUGCCUUUGACGCAAAAUGGCACUUGAACUCGGUGAACUCAUCCUGCCUUUAUUUUUAGCUACCAGUCAGUGCAGCAGCAGUUAAUUGAAAUUUGUCACAGAGGAGCUGCUUUGCGGCCACAAAACCAAACUGUGGCUGCAGCUUCCAGGUAUGAAUGUGUGUGCUGGGACAAAUGUGAUGCAGGGUGUUGCUGAAAAAGAGCAUGCAUGCUUACUAAGCUUUCCCUGGAUAAACAAUGGUUAGAGAAAAAAAACAAUAAAAAAAAAAUAUGUCUAUGCUUUACAAUGCAGGUUUGCAAUACAUAGAUGAUGCCUAAGUAGUUGCAAUAGCUACCAGAGGGUGAUGCACUUUGAUACCACAAUAAAUAACUAAAUAAAUAAAUAACAUGUGCCAUAAUU
Myripristis murdjan (pinecone soldierfish) is the source of this 1595-nucleotide messenger RNA. RefSeq names its product ankyrin repeat and SOCS box containing 5a (gene asb5a). Gene Ontology annotation, biological process: positive regulation of protein catabolic process; protein ubiquitination; intracellular signal transduction. The record is from RefSeq and is a predicted model, not a curated record. Bases 146 to 1144 code for a protein of 332 amino acids. Lineage: Eukaryota; Metazoa; Chordata; Actinopteri; Holocentriformes; Holocentridae. The transcript is spliced from 7 exons. Gene Ontology annotation, molecular function: protein binding.